AUGACUGACGUUCCUCUUCCUGAAUGCCUUCCAAAGCCAGAAGAACCUAAAGCACCAGCCCCUGCACCUCAGUUCCAGCAAGUACCUCCGAAUUACUACCAAUUUCCACCUCAAGGUUACUACCCACCACAAGGCUUCCCGAACUACCCUCCUCAGCCUAUGCCUUACUUCCCCAACCCUUGGUUGUUCCAGCAAGCUCCACCCCAGCAAUUCCAAUCUCAGUCCAAGAGAGACCAAGACUUCGAAGAAGGUCUGAACCGCUUACGCAAAGAGUAUGCUACAGCUCCAAUUGAGAGAAAGUUGUUCCCGGACCAAAAAAUAUAA
Molecule: messenger RNA, 324 nt
Organism: Trichomonas vaginalis G3
Lineage: Eukaryota; Parabasalia; Trichomonadida; Trichomonadidae
Exons: 1
Coding region: 1-324 (107 amino acids)
Source: RefSeq, a predicted model, not a curated record